Suillus discolor is the source of this 523-nucleotide messenger RNA. RefSeq lists its product as uncharacterized. The coding region runs from base 213 to 491 and encodes 92 amino acids. The transcript has a single exon. NCBI's taxonomy places the organism in Eukaryota, Fungi, Basidiomycota, Agaricomycetes, Boletales, Suillaceae. The record is from RefSeq and is a predicted model, not a curated record.
CGACACUUGACACCUAGCUAUCGAUCGGGCAUCGUUUGUUGACAGUUCUCGAUGUCCGCAAGGCACUACUCGUCUCUCGGACUCUCUAGGGCUGCAAUACAUAUCUCUCUCAACCCGUCAUUUGCAAAUUGCCACUCUCCCUCGACGACCUCACGCUUGUAGUGGAUGCUUUCGCAACAUCUGAUAUCUGUGACGACAUUUCGGGACAUUCGAUGGGAGGCGCAUGUAUCACUCUAGCUACAGCUGGUGUCGUGCCUGCGCUGAUACAGGCAGCAGGACGCUGGUCCUCGGAUGAGUUCCAAAAAUACAUUCGGAAGACAUCUCAUCCAUGGGCAUUGGGUUUAGGGCACCGUGACUCAUCGAAAAUUGACAACGCUGCAUGCUCGUUUCGAUUCUGUAUUAUCCAUUGCUUCGACUGUAUUUCUCGAGAGUGUCCGUCUGGAAUUCUAUAUAAAAAAAGAAAGAAAAAAAAUAUGACAAAUUUUGAAUAGCCCUGUUAUACUAACGUUUUUGUCGAGGCUCG